ACCAUGACCUGGACAAAAUAUCAUCAAUUGGCUGAUAUUUAUGAUUGGUUGGACAUCCUUGUACUUAAGAAUAUGUUCAAAGUAACACCUUUCAUUAUUGGCAAAUCAUAUGAAGGUCGUCCCAUUAAGGCUGUUAGGAUUUCCACCAAACCUGGAAACAAGGCCAUCUUCGUUGAAUCCAACAUCCAUGCCAUUGAAUGGAUUUCCUCGGCCACCACCACAUGUUUCAUUAAUAAUUUGCUCAAGGCCGAAACUGCUGAGAUGAAAGAAUUGUUGAUGAAUUACGAUUGGAUUUAUGUACCUGUUUUGAACCCCGAUGGUCUCGAGUAUACUCACAAUGUUGAACGUUUGUGGCGCAAGAACCGCAAGCCAACCGGUUUCUCCAAUUCCUCGGGUAUUUGCUAUGGUACCGAUAUGAAUCGUAACUUUGAUUAUAAAUGGGGAGGUGCCGGCUACAACAUUGAUGUCCCCUGUGACCAUUGGUAUGGCGGUGCUGUCCCUGAUAGCGAACCUGAAGUUUUGGCUUUGGAAAAUUUCGUUAAUGCCUUCCCUGAGGGUUACAUUCGCAUGUAUUUGGCUUUCCAUUCAUUUGGCAACUUCGUCUUGUUGCCCUAUGGCCACACCAGUGAAGAAUUCCCACCCAACUAUGAUCAGAUGAUGCGUAUUGCCAAUGCCUUUGCUGAUGGUGCCAGGGUGAAGUAUGGUACUGAAUUCAAAAGUGGUGCCAGUGGUCUUUUGAAUUAUCCCGUUUCCGGUUCGGCCAAGGAUUGGGCCUAUGGUGUUAAGAAUAUCCCAUUCACUGCCACCAUUGAAUUGCGUGAUGAUGGCUCCAAAUAUGGUUUCUUCUUGCCUGCUUCUCAAAUUUUGGAAGUUUGUGCCGAAGUAACUGAUGGUUUAAUUGAAAUGGUCCAACAAGCCCGCAAAGAAGGACUCUUCGAUUUUGCCCUCCUUGGAGUGACAGCAGCCUUCAAGCCACCAGCAGCCCGAUAUGAUGGCUUCAAAGUCUAUAAAGUUUUUGUCAAGGAUGAACAGCAAUUGUCGGAAUAUAAGAAAUUGGCCAACAAUAUUCCUGUCCGCUUCUUGAGUGAUAUCAGUGGCCCCGGACGCAGCUAUACCCUUGCCAUUGAUCCCGCCAAUCAAAAGGCCUUGGAAAGUCACAUGCAAUAUCAAGAAUUAAAUUAUGAGCUCACCAUUGACGAUUUGCAAGAAGUAUUGGAACAAAGUAUGCCCGCCAAUAUGGGACUUUUCAACGACACCAUGACCUGGACAAAAUAUCAUCAAUUGGCUGAUAUUUAUGAUUGGUUGGACAUCCUUGUACUUAAGAAUAUGUUCAAAGUAACACCUUUCAUUAUUGGCAAAUCAUAUGAAGGUCGCCCUAUUAAGGCUGUUAGGAUUUCCACCAAACCUGGAAACAAGGCCGUCUUUGUUGAAUCCAACAUCCAUGCCAUUGAAUGGAUUUCCUCCGCCACCACCACAUGUUUCAUUAAUAAUUUACUCAAGGCCGAAACUGCUGAGAUGAAAGAGUUGUUGAUGAAUUACGAUUGGAUUUAUGUACCCGUUUUGAAUCCUGAUGGUUUGGAAUAUACUCACAAUGUUGAACGUUUGUGGCGCAAGAACCGCAAGCCAACUGGUUUCUCCAACUCCUCGGGUAUUUGCUAUGGUACCGAUAUGAAUCGUAACUUUGAUUAUAAGUGGGGAGGUGCCGGCUACAACAUUGAUGUCCCCUGUGACCACUGGUAUGGCGGUGCUGUCCCUGAUAGCGAACCAGAAGUUUUGGCUUUGGAAAAUUUCGUUAAUGCCUUCCCUGAGGGUUACAUUCGCAUGUAUUUGGCUUUCCAUUCAUUUGGCAACUUCGUCUUGUUGCCCUAUGGCCACACCAGUGAAGAAUUCCCACCCAACUAUGAUCAGAUGAUGCGUAUUGCCAAUGCCUUUGCUGAUGGUGCCAGGGUGAAGUAUGGUACAGAAUUCAAAAGUGGUGCCAGUGGCCUUUUGAAUUAUCCCGUUUCCGGUUCGGCCAAGGAUUGGGCCUAUGGUGUUAAGAAUAUCCCAUUCACUGCCACCAUUGAAUUGCGUGAUGAUGGCUCCAAAUAUGGUUUCUUCUUGCCUGCUUCUCAAAUUUUGGAAGUUUGUGCCGAAGUAACUGAUGGUUUAAUUGAAAUGGUCAAACAAGCCCGCAAAGAAGGACUCUUCGAUUGA
Messenger RNA from Musca vetustissima, 2196 nucleotides. RefSeq names its product zinc carboxypeptidase A 1-like. Gene Ontology annotation, molecular function: zinc ion binding; metallocarboxypeptidase activity. Gene Ontology annotation, biological process: proteolysis. NCBI's taxonomy places the organism in Eukaryota, Metazoa, Arthropoda, Insecta, Diptera, Muscidae. The record is from RefSeq and is a predicted model, not a curated record. Bases 4 to 2196 code for a protein of 730 amino acids. The transcript is spliced from 8 exons.